Molecule: messenger RNA, 2421 nt
Organism: Colletotrichum acutatum
Lineage: Eukaryota; Fungi; Ascomycota; Sordariomycetes; Glomerellales; Glomerellaceae
Product: Six-hairpin glycosidase-like protein
Exons: 3
Coding region: 1-2421 (806 amino acids)
Biological process (GO): carbohydrate metabolic process
Source: RefSeq, a predicted model, not a curated record
AUGCUGAUAUCAUCUAAUACAGGAGCCCGAGUAGCUGGUGUUCUUUUCUGCCUACUGAGCUCAGUCAAUGGUCGACAUGGGUCCCAAAGACCCCAUCUUGCUCAGAAGUCAACCUUAAGCUCGUCUACCAAUGGAACCAUCGUCUUUGGCUCGAACGAGACUACAGCCCUCACAUCCGAUGGGACAACUGCUUCUAUCGUGGUCCUCGACUAUGGCCACAAUGUUGAAGGCUUCCCUACAUUUGAGGUCAUCUCUGCCUCUGGCGAUACCUCGAGCUUCGAGAUUUCCUUUGCAGAAAGCAAAGUCGCGCUUGACUCAUACAUGAGCGACGGUCCUUUACCUCUCGCAGCAGCAAUGCACACCUACAGAGUCAACCAAUACAACAUCACCGCCCCCUCACUCAUCACGAACCGUCUCAUUCAAGGCGCCUUUCGCUACCAAAAGCUUAACCUCUCAUCCGCUGGAUCACUUCAACUCCGCAACAUCGGCGUCAAGCCCACCACAUCCACCAUACCCGUGACACAACUCCCCGGAUCCUUCGAAUGCUCCGAUGAAGAUCUCACACGCAUCUGGACCACUGGCGCGCGAACAGUCCAACUCACCGAGAUCCCCAAGCACUCCAUCCCCGACUUUCUACAAGUCUCAGACGAAGGCGCCUACGCCGAAAGCCAGGCACCGCAAGGUCUAGCCGGUGCCGUGGCCGCUCAACUCCUCAACUACCGUCUCGAUAUUCAAGCCAAACCCGUCAAAGGCGGUUUCGGCGUCUCUGUUCUAUGUGACACGCUCAACAGCUGUGUCUACCUCUCUUUCAACCUGGACAGCCAUACCAUCACAGCCCACGCCGGCUCAACCACAAUGACCUCCAUCACAGUAACCCUCAACGCCCUCCCAGUCCUCAACCUAACCCAAACCUCCCGCUACUUCGGCUCCUUCGGGUUCGGCGCAUCUUUCGGACACGCAGCCUACUUCCGCAACCUCACCGCCAGCACACCCACCGGCGAGACCAUCUACACCAACUCCCUGACGUCCCCGUCCUUCCUCCCAGACUUUAUGAUGGGCGCGAACUCGGCCGAUAGAAUCGUAGACGGCUCUCGGCGCGACAGAAUCGCGUACACAGGCGACCUCGACGUCGCCCUCGACGUCGCCCUCGGCGCCGCCUUCGCAAGCACGUUUGGCACAUCCUUCAUCGACGGCUCCCUCGACCUCCUGGGCUCCUACCAGGCCACACCAGGCUUCUUCAUCCCCACCGCCAAGAUCCAGCAAGCACCCUUGAUGGAACCCCUGAAUACAAACCUCACAGGACUCAUCGGCUACUCUUUCAACUUCCUCAGCGCUCUCGCCCAAAACUACGAAAUGAGAGGAAACAUUAGCUUCGCAAAGCAGUGGGCUCCAAAGGUCUCCAAAAUGCUCGAUUGGGCCAACUCUCAAACCCUCCCCAACGGCCUCUUCAACCUUGCAGACGAAUCCUUCGGCGGCGACUGGAACUACUACGACACACCGCAAUCCGGAGUAGUAACAAAGUUCAACGUAGUCUACGCCUACGCCCUCCAACAAUCCCUCCCCCUCCUCCGCGACGCAGGUCUUACUACCACAGUGUAUCAAACCCGCCUCGACAUCCUCCGGUCCACAAUAAACACAAACCUCUGGAACCAGGACCUAAACGCCUACACCCUCUCCUCGAACUUCACAACCGGCUUCGCACAAGACGCAAACGCCCUAGCUAUCUUAGCCGGCGUAUCGCCCUCACCCAACACCACAGCCUCGAUCCUCUCUACCCUCGCAAGGGACCUCAUCCUCCCUUCCGGCCCUCUAGCCUUCUCAAAUUCCACCUCAUCCGCCGGCUUCGCGCAGAAAAUCAGCCCUUAUGCGUCUUCGUACCAUCUCCGUGCAGCAUUCUCCGCCCGUGACGCAUCCACGGCAACGACCCUCCUCAAAACCCUCUGGGCGCCUCUGGCCCAUCCCAAACACGAGAAUUAUACAGGCUGCUUCUGGGAGACGUUGAACCCAGACGGCACCCCCGGUCUAGGCGUCGCAACCUCCCUCUGCCACGGAUGGGCUGCAGGUCCAACGGCGGAACUGAGUCGGUACGUUCUCGGCAUCCAGCCUAUUGCGCCUGGGUUUGUGGAGUGGAAAGUUGAGCCGCAGACGUUGGGGCUGGAGUGGGCCAAGGGAAGGUAUCCGACUGUACUUGGAGACGUCGCUGUUGAGUGGCGGUUCGAGUGCGGGAUGUUGACAAUGAAGGUUGAGACUCCUGCUGAGAGCAAGGGAACGAUUUACCUGCCGGAGUCGUUGGUGACGAGCCUUGAAAAGUCUGUUAUCCGGGUGAAUGGAGUUGUCAAGAAUGGGACUCAAUUUGAGGUCAAUGGAGGGGAUGCGUUUGUCCUUACGCAAGAACCUUUGGGCGCAGGAUUGCUAGCUUGA